This is a messenger RNA of Podarcis lilfordi (Lilford's wall lizard), 18091 nucleotides long. Lineage: Eukaryota; Metazoa; Chordata; Lepidosauria; Squamata; Lacertidae. The record is from the annotation of a GenBank genome assembly.
ACUUCCGCAGCGGCCGCCAUCUUGUUGGCGGUUGGCGGAGCUCGGCUCGGCAGCGUUCUCCCCGAGAGGCUUCCGCUCGCCUCGUCGCCGCUGCGGCCUUUGCUCGGCCGACCGCUGUUUCGGUGUGAGCGGGAGUCGCCCCUCUCCGGCGACGCCAUGGCCAACAACUGCCCCGUCGUGGGCGCCGGGAACUGCCACCAACAGCAGCAGCAGCACCAGCAGCAGUCGCCUCAGCAGCAGCCGGGAGGCCAACAGCAGCAGCAGCCGCCUCUCCCGCUCCCGCAGGCCGGCGCCGUUUUGUCGCCUCCGCUGCCGCUGCAGAGCGCGGGGCCCAAGCCGGCGGCCUCGGGGAAGCAGGGCAACGUGCUGCCCCUGUGGGGGAACGAGAAGACCAUGAACCUGAACCCCAUGAUCCUCACCAACAUCCUCUCCUCGCCGUACUUCAAGGUGCAGCUUUACGAGCUCAAGACCUACCACGAGGUGGUCGACGAAAUCUACUUCAAGGUGAGCCGGGAACCCGGGAAGGAACUAGGUCCUUUCGGAGGAAGCCGGCGAGAUUCUUGUUUUCAAAUCCUGUGGUUCGCUGAUCACCGCGUGGCCGAGCAGGGCUUAUCUGGCCUGGGCCCAAAAACAUAAGGCUCUUCGCAGCUGUCUCUUCCACAAUCCAAUCCCAUACUAUUUUUAAUAAUAAUGAAUAUUUUAUUCCAGUCUCGCCAUCAAAGUGGGAGAUGCUGACCUAUUUCUUCCCACGGCCGUCAGAGAGAAGGCGAUGUAGUUGUAAUGUGGCUACUUUUUUAUUUUGGGAAAUGCCUAUUCAAUUCUUUGUCUCAUUCCAAACUCCAGAUCUCGAUCUCUCUCUAUCUCUCUUCCCACCCUCCCAAUAUCUUACCAGUCAGACUUGCAUGUUGGUUGAAUUUAGAAACUUAUUGCCAGCGCUGCGUGUGUGUUAAAACUGGAGAUUGCACUGGGCAGCAUGUUCACGUCCUCUCCUAGCCAAAGAUCUAAAACAGGCGGUAGAGGAACUCAUCAGGAGGUAACCAGCACGCUGCAUUCUCUGUUACAUUGGAACAUAACACUGUCCUGCUAAUUUUAAUGCUAAUAGGUUAAAAUUUGAGGCCUACUGGUUGAUUUUGGCUGUCUUAAAAUGGAAUUCUAAUACGCUGUGUAUUUCAGAUGCUGUGAGUAAAAGCUGUUUAGUUUGAUCUGUGUGACCCUGCUUUCAGUCAUUCUUAUGGCUGCUAACAGUCUUUUAUUUAUUAAAUCGGGGUUCUGUAACCUGGAAGAUUAAGACUGUCAUUUAUUUUCUAUGAACCAGUUUAAGCUUUGAAACGUUGCUUUUCAGGUGUUUUUGGAGUCGAUAAACAUAUGGAGAGCCACAACUUCCCCAUCCUUCACCCAGAACCUAGCCCACCACUUAGAUAUCUUAAAAUUACCUAAAUUCACAGUGGAGUAAUGUCAUUUGGGACCAACCAGAUUGUCACAAAAGGGGGCGGGGGGGUAAACAGUUAAAAAAUGGGGCUAAUGAUGUAGCCAUUUAUUAUUCUCCAACCACACCCCUUUUGUGUAUCAUAACUGAUUAACAGUUCUGAAGAACUCAAAAGUACCACAUGCUUAUGACAUUUUGGGUAGUCUCAAUAAAAGUACUAUCCAACUAGAUUUUGGUGGGGGGGUUUCUUACAGACAGAUAUAGCUACCGUUGCCUUUUAAAUUCACUUAUUUUUCUGUACUUUCUGGUCCUUUUCAAAUAACUUUGGUAUGGGACUUGAGGGAAUACAGGAGGAAGGACUUGAACUCUCCAUAGGUUACAUUGUUUCUCCUGAAUCACUUAGCGUACUUUGUUAUAGAAUAAUUUGAUAUGCUCAAGACUUUUUGGGGGGAGCACAAGCAGAAAUCAAGUGGGCUGUUAGAUUGGGCUAUUGAAUUUAAAUUAAUUGAGCUCAUAGAUAAGUGUGUUUAUGUUCCAAGUUUUUCUCCACUUCUGUUCUCUUAAUCCAUAUCUUCAUAACAUCAAAUAUAGGGAAAUCAGAUCUAUCUGCAUUUUCCAGGAGGCAUUACAACCUUCGGUUAAUUUCAUUGGCUUUUUCUCUUGCUGAUCAUUCAGUGGUUAUAGUGUGGCAUAGUGUGACUCUUUUUACCACUUAAUUUAAAAGCAUCAAAACCUCAUUCUUUUUAACUAGCAAAUGAUUUAUUUCUAGAGCUUGUAGGGUCCAUCUACAUUUAAUCGCCUCACUUUCAAAAAAUGCUACCUUAAGCAAAAUAUUGAUUAUUGAUUCUUUAAUUUCUAUACCACUUAAUAUACAGUGGUACCUUGGUUUACAAACUUAAUCUGUUCCAGAAGUCCGUUCUUAAACCGAGGUGUGCUUUCCCUAAUGAGGCCUCCCGCCAUCGGUGCCCUUCCAAAGAUUACCAAAAUGUAAGAUAUACUUGCCAAAAAUGUCAGUUAUAUCUGAUAUGCUGGUUACCUUGGUUGUUAAGAGCGUGGUGCUGAAAACACCAAAGUCAAGGAUUUGAUCCUCAUAUGGGUGCAUAUUCCUGCAUCGCAUGGGGUUGGACUAGAUGAUCCAUGGGGAUCCUUCCAACUCUGUGAUUCUAUUAUUUUAUUUUACAAUGUCUAUUAUUUGAUUAAGAUUUGCUUUCCUCAUUUUUUCCUUCCUUUGUUUUUUUUCAUACUGCCUCCUUUACCCCCAAAGUUAACUUAAAGCAACAUUUUCAGAUAACAUGUUUCAUUCAUGCUUAAAUUAAAACAUAGGAAACAUGGGGAAAGCUAUUAAGUUUCUGUAAUUUGUCAGUCAAAAUUGUCUUACAUAUGUAAAUCAUGUAUAUUGGAAAUACUUCAAAUAAAUAACAACAAGUUGAAAUAGUUUUCAUAUGAAGUGUAGAGCAAUCACGUUUACUCAAAUGUAUGCUCUUUAUUACACUGAGAUUUACAAGCUUCUUAGCAUGGAUAAAAUUGCAACCUUGGAGAUGGUUUCAAUGUAAUGUGAAACCAUGCUGUACUGUGAACAAACAGUGGUGAGCCUUAGAAUCAUACUCUCUGUCCUCUCCAAGCUUUUAAUCAUUUUUCAGUUGAAUAUGUGCACAGAGCAAAAUGGCACCUGUAACACUGAAGUGGGAGCCCUUCCCACUGUGAAGAUAGCAUAGAAAACCUGGACUAGAUUGAGAAGAGCACGCACUGUACAAUAAUUUCAUGCCUGGAACUCGGUACAGAGAUGGGGUGGUGAAGAGCCACAACAUGUUCUCUUCCUAUGUAUCUUGGAGCAAAUCAUGCUAUAUUAUGAUUAUGAUUAUCAUUAUGAUUAUUCAUAAUGGUUUCCCCAGCCACUCUUGGUGGCUCCCAACAGAAUAUUAGAAACAUGAUAAAAUAUCAAACAUUAAAAACUUCCCUAAACAGGGUUGCCUUCAGAUGUACAGUCAUACCUCGGGUUGAAGUAGCUUCAGGUUAAGUAUUUUCGGGUUGAGCGCGUUACUUCCAGGUUUCACCGCAUGCGCAGACGCUCAAAAUGACGUCAUGCGCGGAAGCGGUGAGACGCGCAGUCACGUGUUACAUUCUACUCAGGAUGCGAACGGGGCUCGGGAACAGAUCCCAUUCGCAUCCAGAGAUGACCACUGUAUUCUAAAAGUCAGAUAGUUGUUUAUUUCCUGAUGGAAGGGCGUUCCCAGGGCGGGCCCCACUACCGAGAAGGCCCUCUGCCUGGUUCCUUGUAACCUCACUUUUCACAGUGAGGGAACUGCCAGAAGGCCCUCAGAGGUGGACCUUAGUGUCCGGGCUGAACGAUGGGGACGGAGAUGCUCCUUCAGGUAUACUGGGCCGAAGCCAUUUAGGGCUUUAAAAGUCAGCACCAACACUUUGAAUUGUGCUCAGAAACAUACAGCUUGGGAAGAAGCUGUAUUGUAAUGCUUAUAGCUUUGAUGGUCAGGGUCCACAGAAGAGUCAGUUCUUCAACAAAUGAACUCAAAGCCCCUUCAGGUAAUGGCAGGGGUCCAUUAAUAGCUGAUGAUUAUUGUGUAUAUUGGCAGGAGCCCCUAAUUUCUGACCUUUCUGAAGAAUGGCUUGUUGUCUUUUACAAAGACUCUGAAAAUAGUCAGAUGUUUUUCAAGUUUGGUGCAAUAAGAACAAUCUUCAGAAUACCUCUGAAGUUCAAAAUGACAUCAAUGACAAAAUAUUCCUCCCCUUGUCAUAGGCACACAUGUAGUGUAGAGCCAAAUUUUAGCUGGUUACUAGGGCCAGCCAAAAUUUGUGGACCCCUAGCAAACAGAACUACUUUCUCCAUUCCUUGGCUUCUUGCCUAAGUCACCACUACUUUGCACAACCAUACACUUGCCAUUUAUUAUUCAUGAUUAGAAUUUACAAACCACUUAAUAUAGAAUACCAAAGUGAUGGACAUAAGAUAAACAAAAUUAAAUGCAUAAUAACUGAGCUAGUAUAAUUUUCUUGAAAUAGAAAAUGAAAGGUAGGUAAGAUAUUAAUAACUGAAUAGCUGAACACUUUGUAGAGAAAGAUAGAGGGCAUAAAGUAGAAAAGUGAUAACCAGGUGACAUCACUGCAUGAUUUGUCUGAAGAACAGACUAUUGUCUCCUGGAGCCUCUAGCCUAUCAAAAUUUACCAAUCAUCUCAUAGGCCAUAAUAAUAAAUAUUAGUUGCAGUGCUAUAUUUGUAUUCUGAAAAUGUAAAAGCCAGAUUGACAGUCAAAUCCUGCAUGUUUAUUUAAAAGCAAGUAAAAAAUAUUUGACAGAGCUUAUUCUCAAAUAAUUGUGCAUAUGAGACAUGACCUUAGUUUUAAAUAGAUAUUAACAAGUACACCUCUAGCUCAUUUUGUAUUGGACUUGGGGUUGAGGAAUGAUUUGUCCUUACUAUUUGCUGAGGGCGGGGGCAAUAGGAAUGGGUGUGUCGAUGACACACUGUGCUUAGUACAGUCUGAGUUAAAGUGUAAAUCUAAAAUGAUGAUGGGUUGAUUAAUUGCUUUAUUGUUUUCAGGUUACACAUGUUGAGCCUUGGGAGAAAGGCAGCAGAAAAACAGCAGGCCAGACAGGGAUGUGCGGAGGGGUAAGUAGAAGUACGUGCCUUCUGAAGUUUUUUAUAUGGUAGCUAAUCAUUUAAAAAAUGCAACACUGAACUCAGCAGAAAAUUUAGUGUCGUAAGCUCUAAUCAAGUUAAUUGAUAGAUUAUGCCACUAAAGCCUUAACUGACUGGUCAUUGUGGGCAUAUUUUUUUGAAGUUAGCAUGACUGAUUUGCUACUUGUAAUAGGGAACGAAAAAGAAAAUGUUGGAUUCUAAACAAUGCAAGACAAGUGCAUAUUAUUGAAUUGUUACAUCAUAAAAUGUUCACAAAUAGUUCAAAAAUAAUUCCCAAGUAAAGUUUUGAAUUUCAGAAAAUAUUAUAUAUAAACCAUGCUAAAUCUGCUUAACUUUCACGCCUCACAGUUAUUUCAUUCACUUGAAAUUCUUUGGUUAUUAUUUUUAAAAAAUUAAGAUUCAGAUCUCAAUCAGCUUAGGCCAUUGGGAAGUUUCCACGCAUUCCUGGUUCGAUAGUUGGAAGUGGAGACUAAAUCCAAUCAUACCUCCUCCAAAAAUAUUGUAGGCCUAAUGUCUGGAUGGGGCUCUUCAGCUUCAGGAAAUGUUAGUGCAGUUACCCACUGCUCCGCAACUUCUAAGUGAAUCAGAUGACCUUCCUUAAGUGUUGAGCUUACAAACUUGCAGGAAAAAAUCAUUAAUGUUAUAUGUACUGAAGUGAAAAGUAUUUCUCUUCAGUGUCUUACUCUCUAGUGUUAAAUGAGUUGUAUUUCUCUUCCACCUAAUCUCUAAAGGUGCGUGGUGUUGGAACUGGAGGUAUAGUGUCUACAGCCUUUUGCCUCCUGUACAAGCUAUUUACCCUGAAGCUUACCCGUAAGCAAGUGAUGGGGUUGAUAACUCAUACGGACUCCCCCUUUAUUAGGGCCCUUGGAUUCAUGUAUAUUAGGUAAGUAGCCAUAUACUUAACUGUCAGCUAACUUUGUUGCAAAAAAUGUUAUUAAAUUUACACAGUCUCUUUGUACUUCAAGGUACACACAGCCUCCAACUGAUUUAUGGGACUGGUUUGAAUCCUUUCUUGAUGAUGAGGAGGUAUGUCAACAAGGGUAAUAAUUUACUUUCUUUUCUUUCUGAAAUCUUAAGUAAAGUAACUUUGAGAUGAACUUCUGUAUGUUGGAAAACAGUUUUUAACCAUGUGAAAAGUAAAACCUUUCUCAUCUUUAAUGGUUUGCAAACUUGCAAUGAACAGAGACUACGGGACAUUCUUCCACCCUUAAAAUAAGUUGGAAUUGAAUAUAUCACCAGCCUAACUGUUUGGGGGCAAAUGGAAUGCAUACUUAGAAAGAUAACUACAGUAUGGGACAAUAUCUCUAUCUUUUAACCAAGUAUGAAACCUGAAAAAUCAGGUGGGUGUUUGUUUGUUUGUUUACGUGAAAGUAAAUGGACAAUGACGAAGCAGAAUUGAAUGGGGCAUCUGCAGUCUGUAGUUGCUUUCUAAAAUUUUCAAUUCAUAGCACUGCCACUGAACUAGCAAAUUUCUUUUAACCUCUUAACUUUCAAAUAGUGAUAAUAAGACCAUACAGAAACUGCUGAAAGGGGUGCUAUUUUUAGUGUGGAUUCUCUUUUCAGCAGCAUUUUUACCACACAUCUCAGAUUUCAGCCUUUGUCCUAAGUAUAUGCUAUGUUAUAGGAACUAUUGAAUUUUGCCACUAGAAGUAGUCAUUGAUGAUUCAUACUAAUACCUUGCAGUGUAGUUUGCUAGUUACUGCCACAGUAAAUGUUUAGAUCCCAUGCAAAAAAAUACCUUUAGGGAUCCAGCACACAAUCGUAAUGUCUCGCUUAGACUACGCAGUGCUCUUUUUAAGGUUACAUGACUAUUUUAUGCUUGUAGUUUUUGCUCUAAUGGCAUAUAUUUUGACUUCCCUUAAUCUAAUAAUACAGAAUGGCAUUCUUGGUUCCUGUUCAUUAACUGCUUUAUGAUCACUUUGGCCUCUUUUUCAUGUAACUGAUUAAAACUGUAGUAACACAGAAAUAUCAUUUCUACAUAUUAACAUUUCUCUCAGUUUGCCACUGUUGAAGAUGUGAAAGCAGUUCAGCGUUGUGUCUCUGGAUGUAUCUAGCUAAAUGUUGUUAGUGCUUUGACUUUUUCACUGAUGCUCUUAUUUUUGUAUGUACCACUUCAGGUACUACAUUUAAGCCAGUGUUUUAUUUUCUUCUUUAGAUCUCUGUGCAGCAGUUUUGUUUGGAAAUACUGUAUAUCUGAACACUUAAAUGUGUGUGAGUGCAAGCAAUUUUACAUUGAGAUUUUCUCUUCCUGUUUUAGAUAACAAAUCUCACUUUCCUUGUGUGCUUGCACUAUAGGUUUGGGCCUGACAAUAGCUGACUAACAUGUCCUGAGCUGUGAGAGGGCAUAGCAAGAAGGCCUUCAUGCGGUAAUGACCCUUUUCCGAGACAAUGGUCAUCAUGGAUUAUGCGUUUCCAAUUAUUUGUUCCUUUAUUUAUUUUUUUGCAUAACUCUAAAUUAGAAACCUCACUGCUUCAUGGCAGUUGGUUUGCUAUUGCUUCCGAUUUAGGCAGGGUCCAUUUUCUACUACAACUUUUUCUGGUCAUUUUUAGACAGGAAAUAGUCAUCCUCAAUUGUUCAGUUGUGACCACAAUCCUCAAAAAUGAGAAUUAAUGUCAAGCAAGUUACGAUCUAUUUUGUGGCAUAACAGUAAAAGAUGGUAGCAUACAAGCCAGCUGUGUAAGCAAAUGUUACACUAAUCUGUUGAGACAUGAGCCCUUUACUAUUGGCUGCAGGAUUGGUAUGCACCUGCAUGCAUAUGCAUUAAAUCCGACUCCCACUCUAUAACAUAGGGCCAAAUGCAAAGGUACAAGAGUUGAAGUUCUUAGGCAAGUUAUUUACCAGCAAAAACAGCUAAGCCGUCAUAUUUGAAACUUGAAAGAUGGCAAUCAGUAUAGUAGCAUUUGUUCUAAAGGAAACUCUUGAUGGUUUCUUACAUUCAGAAUUUGUGUUCUGUUUUGUGUUUGUUUUUUGAAGGACCUUGAUGUGAAAGCAGGUGGCGGCUGUGUCAUGACCAUUGGAGAAAUGCUGCGCUCUUUUCUAACUAAGCUGGAAUGGUUUUCUACGUUAUUUCCAAGGAUUCCUGUACCAGUACAAAAGAACAUUGAUCAACAAAUUAAAGCCAGGCCUAGAAAAAUCAAGAAGGAUGGCAAGGAGGGAGUAGAAGAAGUAGACAGGCAUGCGGAACGUAGACGUUCAAGGUUAUACAUUAACUUUCCAAAAUAAGUUACUUAAUUUAGACGUUGUCAUCAUAUAAUUUCACAUAAUCAAAACUUUUUGUAGUUAUGUUUGCAGUGUGGUCUUCUAAAUGAGUAAUAGCAUUUAUGUAGUACUUUAGAUAGCUUCACAUACAUUAUCUCAAUAAUCCUUACAAUUUCUCUAUAGGAAUGGUGGUAUUCCCAUAUAGCAGAUGAGCUACGCUAUGUUUUGUUUAACUUAGUGUAUAUGGCUAAAGUAAGAGUCUGCUGGCACAAGUACAUAACCCUUUAUCUAGAGUGGGUUGAUUCUAGGCAUGUAUGGUUUUCCUUACCAGAUAAGUAUGGUCCACGUGUGUUUUAAAAUUAUGAGAUGCAAAUGCAUACUUGGAACAAGGCAUCAUUUAAUGUUUAUUAUCCAGAAUAUGCACUUUGGCUUGGCUGGAGCUAGCUUUCACCUAGGCCAAUAGUAUUUGCAAGAAUCCUAGCAACCACCAAGUGCUAGGUAGUCUACCUGAAACUAUCCAGUGGUCUAUCAACAGACCAUGGUGUACAGUUUGUCUACUGCUACUGUAUACUAACACCAGCUGUAGAACACUUUAUUAAUAUUUAUGCAGACCUCUAAAAAAUAUUGGAUGAUUUGAUACACUUGAUAAGUACAGGGAAAUAGAACGAAAAGGGUAUACAGUAAGUACAGUGUGAAAGUUUGCUGAAACUCUUGUUGGGAAAAUUCAAUUUCUUAAGCAUUUCUUUUCAUGUAGGUCUCCAAGAAGGUCCUUGAGCCCCAGGAGGUCACCUAGAAGAUCAAGAAGCAGAAGUCGUCAUCGUGAAGGCCGUGGGUCAUCCAGUUUUGAUAGAGAAUUGGAACGGGAGAGGGAAAGACAAAGACUAGAGCGAGAAGCUAAGGAGAGGGAGAGGCGAAGAUCUCGAAGUUCUGAUCGGGCAUUGGAGCGAAGACGAAGUAGAAGCCGAGAGAGGCACAGAAGUCGAAGUCGUGAUCGAAAAGGAGACAGAAGGGACAGAGAGAGGGAGAGGGAGAAAGAAAACGAACGUAGUAGAAGGAAGGAGCGUGACUAUGAGAAAGAGAGAGGUGUUGAAAGGGAAAGAGAGCGCUCUAGGGAGAGAGAUCGUUCUAGAGAAAAAUCAAAGGACAGAAAAAGCAAGAGUGAAAUCGAUGAGAGGAGACAUAAAGAUGAAAAAGAUGAAAGGAAACAUAGGGAUGAUAAAAGAGAUUCCAAGAAAGAAAGGAAGCAUAGCAGGAGCCGGAGUAGGGACCGGAAGCAUAGGAGCAGAAGUGUGAGUAGGAAUGCUGGCAAGCACAGUAGAAGCAGGAGUAAAGAGAAGUCAAGCAAACACAAAAGUGAAAGCAAAGAGAAAUCAAAUAAGCGAAGCAGAAGUGGAAGCAGAGGAAGAACUGAUAGUGCUGAAAAGUCCCGAAAACGAGACCUUAGUCCCACUAAAGAGAGAUCACGAAAACGUAGCAAAAGUAAAGAACGUUCCCAUAAACACGAUCACAGUGAUAAGGACCACUCAGACAAACAUGAUCAUCAGAGGAGCCAAAGUACAGAACGAGAGAAUCAAGAAAAACAAUCUAAAAACAAAGAUGAGACUGUAUGAAUGUUCAGAAGUGGAUCACAUUGAAUCCUAUAGAUGUUUUGAAAUCUUGCUUAUUUUUUCUUACAGUUGAAAUUGUGCAGUAGUUGAUAAGCACUCUUCUUCAACCUCCCUCUAGGCUGCAGAUUGUCAUUUCCUAUUUUGAGUAGGGAAGUGCCUUUGUAAUCCCGUUAAAUGCGUUGACUAUUUCCAGCCCAUUUGUUUAGUUAAAUUCAUGAUGCGAAUCUGUUUGUGAAUUUUUUUUUAAUUGUUCAAAUGUUUCCAAAAUGUACAAUCUGUACAUACGUCCUGAAACUGUUCUAAUCCUUUUGGCAUGGUUUGCCAUGUUGGUUAAAUUUGUAUACGGCAAUAAAACUGCCACUAAUUCUACUUUGUUUUAUAGAUGUGGAAUUAUGGUUUCUAUCUUUGACUUAGCAUGGCUGUGCUUUGCAUAAUAGUAUGGCAGAAGCUCUUAAGGAUGGAUCUUGAACGUGUAUUAUAUCUAAAAUAUUUAUGUGCAUUGAACAUCCAUGAAGGUUGCAGUUCUAGAACUUGUGUCCAUUUGUACCUCUUGUCCUGGGAAAGCAUUUAAAAUACAUUUUAUUUGUGAAACUAAAGAAAGUGUUGCAUUUAGAGUAGGCUUUUCAAGGAGGUAGCAAUUUAAGGCAGGGGUUUAGGCUUUCCUAAGGUUUAUGUUGUAGUCAGUGCUACCUCAUAGGAACACUGUUAAGAUUUAUAAGCCUAUCUACCAUCUCUACAUAGACUUUCUGGCUAGCUUUUAUUGCUCAUGUAAAUAUUAUUUCACUAUGAUAUCCCCAGGGUUUUCAUUAAAACUGUUGUGCCACUGCCCUGUGCUUUAUGAAGCAACCAUAGACUAACAAAGGUGAAAGUGGCUGAAUCAGGGAGGAGACAGGAAGAUGAAAAAUAAGGUCAAGCAGCAAACUUCAAUUUCAAGCUUCCAAAUAAUUUUUUAUAAAUGAAAAGUAAAGCAUCUUCAUAGUGUUUUUUUAAAAUGCAUAAUGUGUCUUUUUUUUUUUUUUACAAAGACUGUGGUCAUUGCUUGAGAUGAAGAAUUUCUCUCAUGCAACAGAAAAACUAGAUAAUUUUUUUCAAACACUGAUUACUUGUGAGAUAAUGUCAAAAUGCAGUAUUGAAAGAGAAUUCAUAUCACAACAGUUCAUUUCUGUUUGGUAGACUUGUUCUAGUGACCUGUAUAAGAAAUAUAAAAUCUCUGGAAUAAAGACUGGAUUAAUUUAUUUGUGGCUAUCCCCACUUGUUCAUUGCCAGCUGCAAAAAAUCAUUUUGGGCUUAUUACUCAUAAACAGUAAAAACACCAGUUCGUUGUGUAACAAGCAGGUUGCCCAUCAUAUCAAUAGAAAGAUAGAACUAUUUGGCAGGCCGGCUUCCCAAUUGUGAGUACAGUGGUACCUUGGUUCUUGAACUUAAUCUGUUUUGGGAGUUCAUUCGGCUCCCGAAACCGUUAGAAAACCAAGGCACAGCUUCCUGCACUCAAUUGGAAACCAUGGAAGCCACACCAGAUGUUCGGCUUCCAAAAAACGUUUGCAAACCGGAAAACGCACUUCCGGGUUUGCGGCGUUCGGGAGCUGAUUUGUUCGACAGCUAAGCCGUUUGGGAACCAUGGUCCAAUUUUUUUAAACUGCCUAUUUAUCUCUGGGCUUCAUUUUACCCUUUCAUCUCACUAAUAAUUACCAAGCUGUUGGAUCAUAAAGCUUAAUGGUGAAAAUAAGUUGCCCCGCCUCCAAAACAUAAAAGAGAAAACCUGUAUCCUGAACAUGUUGUGGUAGCAUUUGUGGUGGCAUUUGUCUUAGAGCUGGCAGUUUGUCUCAUGUAUUAUGAAAAGGCUGUCAGUAAUGGCUCCCCAUAAGAGAAGGGAUAUCAGCCUUGUGUUGUGGCAAUCCCACAGAGGGUAGAAAGCUGGAAUAUAGAAAGCUCCUGUCUCCAAGACUGAUGAUGAGCCAUCCUGAUCUAAUAGGUGCUGCAGGAGUCAAUACAAAUAAUGGGAGCCAGUUGUGAUGGUAGAAUGACAAGAGGUUCUGCUUGGUAGCGAACAAGGAGGUUGCAUUAGCUGUAUCAGUCUCAAGGAUGGACAUGGUAGCCAGAGUGGUAUACAGUGGUGCCUCGCAAGACGAAAUUAAUCCGUUCCGCGAGUCUCUUCAUCUUGCGGUUUUUUCGUCUUGCGAAGCACGGCUAUUAGCGGCUUUAAGAAAAAGGAAACGAACUCGCAAGACGUUUCGUCUUGCGAAGCAAGCCCAUAGGGAAAUUCGUCUUGCGGAACGACUCAAAAAACGCAAAACCCUUUCGUCUAGCGAGUUUUUCGUCUUGCGAGGCAUUCGUCUUGCGGGGCACCACUGUAUUAGCCAAGGAACUGAAAGCCACAACAAUAGUAUUAAAUCUCAGUCCAAACACAAAACUGACUGAAAUAAUACUCUGAUAAAUCUUACCUGCUUGGUUCAUUCUCUCUUUUCCUGUAGUACCUGGUAGUGUUCUGAACUUCGCUUUCCUCUGUAAAUCACUGGAAUAUUAUUCAAAAUGUUUAAACACAGCAAUUUAGACUUGAGUGACUUUAUUUUUAAAACUUUGUCUCAUUUUCAUCAAUCCUACAUGGGUAAAAUGUAGUUUCCCAGCAUUUUAAUUUGUAAAAUGAGAAGUGCUGGGACUUGAUUCCGUUGAGGACCAUGCAACCUUCCUGAUGGUGGGGGGCAGGGAUGCAGGGGGACUAUUUUGACUCCUGAAGAUCUUCAGGAAAAUGCAUAGGAUGAUGGUAAUAUUAGUUGACUAGAAACACUUGUAUUGAAAAUACAUUUGCAGCUUGAGCGGUGACAUAAGGUAGCUUUUGACAUCUACCAAUAUUUAGAUUGGUAAUUACCUCUUGUUGAGAUUGUGUGAAUCAGUGUUUACUUCAUGGUCAGGGUUGAAAAACCUGUGUAAGUUUGAGAACAAAUUCCUCUAGAAACAAAAGUGAUUGGUGUUUUGUUGCUGCUGCUGCUGCUGCUGCUUAUUUCCUUAAAUGGCUGAAAAUUGCUUUCUUGUUCCACUAAUGACGGCUUUGCUAUAAUCUGAGUGACACUGUUGGAUACAACCCAAACUUUAUUGACUAUUAUAUAUUUCUUUGCAAAAGGUAUGGAAAAUAAAACAGUGCAAUUUGGCCUCUGAUAAAAUUGAUUUUAAAAAAAUAGAAAAUCCCAAAAGAUAUUUAAAAGAAUUUUCAGCUUGGGUAAAAUAUAUUGAUUUAUUAGAAGAGGAAUUUGAUACAAUCACUUACCCAUUCCUACUGAACUUCCGGAGCAUGUCACUAGAAAAUGAAAUGCAAAAUUACAUAUAUAUACAGCUAGAAAGAGUCAUUGAACGGUGCUUUCCAAAGAGGAUUUCACAAUGUAACUUAGAAAAAAGCAUAACCAAUUUGUUUUAAUUUAAAGUGAUGGUUUUAACUUGAAAAUUCGAAAAUGCAAUGAAUUGGAGUUUGACUAAGAUUCAGUCAAUAAACAUGCUUCUAAAUGGGUAGAAUUGCAACAAUAGAUGUUUUCAGAAUAAAUACCAAUAUUACAUUACCUGUAUGGAGAAUGAUUAGCAAUUUCCCCACAAAUCUGAAUAAUUCAGAUCGGCAAGCACAUGUCUGGACUGAGGGGAGGGGAUCAUUGACAAGCUGCUAUAAGUAUUUUCUAGAAAUACUCCACUAGCCACUGCAGUAUCGGCAGCUCUAUUGUGUUUAAAGGUAGCUACACAGAAACCAUAAUCCAUGCAAAAACAAGAGUCUUGCAGGACCCUAAAGUAGAAUACAUUUAUUUUGGCAUAAGCUUUUAUGGAUGAGUUGAUUUCAUCAGAUGCAACAGUGGCUAAGAUGAAUAAAAUGGAAUCGUUCCCACACACCUUCAGAUAGAGACAGUUGCCAUGCCACCAUAACCCAUCACCAAAACUGGCUGACAAUGGCAUGGAGAUUUCAUGUGAUAAGAGCUCUGUGCAGCAGCCACCAAGUUUAGACUGUUUCAAGGAGUUUCCAGAGUUUUAAUUUUCUUCACUUCCACUAUCUUAAGGCCCAGCUUCUGUCCCCUUUUGCCAUUACUGCCAAAGGCCCACAAGUACCUGAAUAUAUCUUCUUAGGACAAAAUGCAGGUUUUGAUCCCUCGCUAUCAGUUACAGGUGACACCACAACUGUAUAGACAUCGCCACAGGGUAUCUCGGUAAUAUCGCAGUAAGUCAGGUCUGUGUUUGGUGUACAGGUGAAAUUUCCUUUUGAGCCAUAAAGAUCUGUACUAUAGUUGAUUGAACCUUUGGAUGUCCGCCAAUAUAUUCGUAUGCCAUUGUUGCCUAGUCUAUAUAGCUUAACCCCAGAAGGGCAGCAAGCACCUAAAGGAGGAAAACAACCAAGAACACUUAAUUCAGUUUGGUCAUUCCUCUUGGGGGAUAGACGAGAAAGUGGUCAGAUUUCUUUUUUAUCAAUUGAAAUGGAGAAAAUUUUCAGAAUGUCCUAAUAAAGUACUGUAGGUUCUCUCAAAGUGUAAGCUUUUAGGAGUUGUCUAGGACAGUAAGGGACGCGGGUGGUGCUGUGGGUUAAACCACAGAGCCUAGGACUUGCCGAUCAGAAGGUCAGCGGUUCGAAUCCCCGCGACGGGGUGAGCUCCCAUUGCUCGGUCCCUGCUCCUGCCAACCUAGCAGUUGGAAAGCGCAUCAAAGUGCAAGUAGAUAAAUAGGUACCGCUCUGGCGGGAAGGUAAAUGGCGUUUCCGUGCGCUGCUCUGGUUUGCCAGAAGCAGCUUAGUCAUGCUGACCACAUGACCCGGAAGCUGUACGCCGGCUCCCUUGGCCAGUAAAGCGAGAUGAGUGCCGCAACCCGAGUCGGUCACAACUGGACCUAAUGGUUAGGGGUCCCUUUACCUUUAGGACAGUAAUCUAGGAAUGGCUAGGCCCAGAAAACCGCAAGCAGCAGCGGAUUCCCAGAAGUGAGCUUUUUCAGCCCUCUGGUUCCCUCUGAAAAGUCUCAAGCGUGUCAUGGGACCCUUCUGAACAGUGCAGGAUGGGAUGGGGGGGGUUCUGCUGUAGAAAUAGGAAACUUGCCCAAAGCAAGGGGAGAUGCCUCGCCUUGUUUUGCCCAAUGUUGUUUCCUCUGUUCUCCACAGCAUUCCAUAGUCCACACCACUCAGGAGUCUUAACCCUCUGGAAAGAGGGACAUUUGCAGGAAGGGAUGGCAGCCCCUUCUGCAAGCUUCCAUCUAACUUCAGGAUCCAAACCAGUGAGCAUAGUUUGAGCAUUUAAUACGAGGGUGGAAAUGUAGAAAUACCAUGCAGGUACUUAAAAAUACAUUUUCACAUACUUACUAGAAGAAAAUCCAUUGUAUAUGCAAUCUGAUGUUAAGCCUGUUUCACUGAUCACUUUGAUAGACACACUGUAGUUGGUUCCACAUGUAAUGCAUCCCAAGAGGCAAUAGUUUUGGAGUGUGUGACACCUGGCACGUCCUUUGUGCGAUUCCAGAAUUGCUAUGUACGUCUUUGCGCCGGUCCCAGUAGACCAGCUGAUGUUUGUUACAGACUGUGUCACUUGAGUUACUGUGAGAUCCACUGGGCAGCAAGGUGCUUGAAAGAGGAAAAUACCUAGUAAGUGGUUGUGUGUGUAUUUACUCCAUGCACAGAACUACAUUCUUAGGUGAAAUUUUGGCACUUUAGUUGAAAAUUUAAAAUGAUUCCCAAUUGCCUGCAUCACAAGCUUUUAACUGGUCACCAUAUUUUUUCACUUAUUCAUUGCAGUUUCUAAUAGAUACAAAGGACAUAUAUCAGGUAAACAGAGAACAAAUCGGGGGUUCUGUGGGGUGUCACGGACAAAUAAUAGGUGCACGUAUGCUGUAGCAGUACAGUCUGUAACAAAAGAAAGGAGCUUAGCACCAUAAAUAAUUUACGCCUUCCAAAUUUCUAUAGCAACCACUGAUAAGGAUAUAAAGAAAAAGGUUCCACCAAGCAGAAUAGCUGCCACCAUAAAUAUACUCAGAAUAAAUAUACUGUGCUGAUUUUUUAUAUUUAUUUGUUAAAUACUACCCCCCCCCCCACUUUUUAUUUCCUGCAUCAUAUCCUGCAUCCUGCAUCAUUUUUUCCCUUCAGUCACCCUAGAUCAGGGAUGGAGAACCUAGAACUACAACUCCCAUCAUCCAUGACCAUUGGCCAUUCUGGCUGGGACUGAUGGACUCCAACGGCAUCUGGAGGUUCCCCAUCUCUGCCCCAUAUGGCCACCUACAUGCAUCAAGUGGAAUAGCUGGCCCUGCUGGCAGUCAUUACUGAGACUAAUUUUUAUUUAAUCUCCAUGCAAACUAUAUGAAUUUUUUAAAAAAUACACAGAAAAUUUAAUUUGGAAGUUGUUUAAUAAUCUAAUCAUUGAUCCAUGAUACAUCUUGGGUGGGAUUUAGUGACUAGACCCACUGAAAUUAAUGUAGUACAUGAGCAGAAUGGAAGGCAGGCUAUAGGGGUGCCAAAUUAUGGCCGCACACAGAGUGCCACUGAAAUCUGAAAGACUUAAGUCCACCCCUAGUACCUGAGGAGGCAGUAUGAGCUGGUCCAAUUGCUAACCAUAUUUGAUCAACUAUUUGUAUAUACUUUGUAUAUCCUUUGACAUACUGCAAGUACUAUAACUCCCAAUCUAUCUUUGUGAUACAUAAGGAGGAGUCAUUGUUAGCCAGCAGAUGUAUUUGGAUAUGGGCGACCUUGGUUAAAACUUCAGCUCAGAUGAUGAGCUGCUGUCCCCUGUUAUAAAAAGGGAGCGAUACCUAAAAGGUAAAUAACAUCUCAGCAAUUGUAACUUACCUGUCUCCAAAGGCACACUGUAACUAGGCAAGCUGUGACCUGCUUCUGUGCUUGCUACAGUGCUGACAGAGAACAGUGACCCACAUGGAAGAUUAUGGAUGGUGCAUGAAUUUCCCGAGCUUGCACAAUGCCAAAUUCCUGCCUCUCCUUUGGCAGUGACUGUGUACAUCGCUUCAUCAUUAUUGGCAUGCCAGUGCACACUAAUUACAGAAAGAGCAUCCUUUGAGACACUUAUUAUUUCCGGACUACAUGGAGCUGAAAGAUUUUAGAUGGAGCAAAUUCAAACUGCAUUCUUAUUUAUGGAUUUUAUGUUGCACUAAGACAGCUGUAGAUUAUUAAGAAUCUAUGAUCUUAAAAAAAAACCCCAGAGUUACAAAGACUGUAUCCUCUCUGUCCAAGUUUUGCUCCCCUCCCAAAACAUUUCACUUAAAUUUGCACGUGGGUGUAUUUUCAGUCUUUAGAAAACCAACCUUGAAAUAAAUACAUUCUCCAUAGCACAAUCAGUUGAAAGUCCUAAAAGGUCUUAGGAUACCAAAUUAGAGGGGUUAGUAGCGGCUUAACUGCCAUAAUGCCAUAGUGUUUUAUGUGCAAACUCAGGGGCACAGGGCAACAAGUUGUUGUACAAUGCUGAUAUAUAGAGCAAGGAUGGGGAACUGGGGGUUUUCUAUAAGUUGUUGGACUCCUUCAUUCCUGACCAUUGGCCAUGUUAGCCAAUGUUUUUUUAAACUCCUUUGAGACACAGUUGUUAGCAGCAGCAACAACAGCAAUGAACAUUUUUAUUUGAAGUUGGCAGUAAAUCAUACUUAGCAUUUAAAUUACAAGAAUGGCUAGGAUUGCAGCUCUAAAAGAAUCAGUGACCUAAAGUUUUGCAAAUCAAAAUGCCUACUGGAAAUGUUAAUCCCAGAGUCAAAACACACAGCGGGAGUGUACUUAAGAUGUCAGAACAGCACAAACAAAACCAUCCUGCAUAUUCAGAGCUAGUGUGUUGGGGGAAUGCUAUCUCAAAAUGUCCCUGACAUGUUAGCUUUAUAUAUGCAAAAUAUUUUAAAUGGGAGAGCACUUAAAUAUUUUAUCUCCCAGAAGUGCAGUCUGGGAGUGUUGCAAUCCAGCAAAACAUACAUGAGAUUGAUGAGUAUGCAAAACAAAACAGAGAUCAGAUUUUGAAACAGCAGUCUGAACUCAGAAAUUCCACUAGAUAUUUCCUUCCACUCAAAACAGUAUGACAAAUAUACUCCGUUCAGUUCCAAUAGUUCCAAUAUAUGAGUUACAAUGCAGUACUGGUUCACCUUUACAGCUUGUACAGUUACUUUUUAACUUUUAAAUUGAAACUUGUAAAUUGCAAACUGAAAUAGUACCUGUUGCCACGUGUUUAGAUGUGCAUGAUGUAUUGCUGCCUCUAAUUUCACUGAAUGAAUAAACAGUUAUAUUGU